AUGUCCACUCCUGCGUCCGGAGUCUACUGCCUGUCGAUAUUUUACUCUAACUGCCUUCAUUUUCGUAGUUAUGAUGGCUCGCGUCAGCUCCCUCCUCUCGUAAAGAAUGGUCAGGUGGCUCCAGUCUACAUCAUCAACCUUUUCAUAUCAGACCUCAUUCAGUUCUGCUGUCUGAUCGCUGGGCAUGCCAAACCUGAGGGAGAGAUGAUAGAGAUCAUUGGUGACCCUAUUUACAGAUGUGGUCUAAUGACUAGUGUUGGCUUCAUGGUGUGUAUUUCACUGGAAAGAUAUUUGGUCAUCGCCCACCCACUGUGGUACCGCUUCAGACGAACCAUCAGGGUCUCUGUGGUGGUCUGUGUUGUAGUCUGGAUCAUGCCUCCCAUCUGUUACCUAGCUUUGGUUGCCUUGGUUACUGAGUUUGUCACACACAUCAUCUUCUCCAUCUUCCUCAUCAUUCCCUUCCCACUGUUCAUUUUCUUCCUGGUUGGGACCCUCAGAGCUCUCUCUACUUCUGUCUCAGUCCCCUCUGAUGAAAAACGGAGAAUCGUGGCAAUCUUAGUCCUGGUGCUGCUGAUUUAUACUCUGCUCUUCUUCCCCAGUAUUAUUUUCUUUACUGCAAAAACAUACAUCAAUGAUGACACUCUACGUUUCCUGUCAACCAUAUUUCUAAGGCUGAGUCCACUUGCAGACUUACUUCUGUAUGUUUUCAUCAAAAAAGAGACCUUCGGGGAGCUUUGGACCUCUGCGUGCUGUUGCAGAAAGGAGAGCAAUGACACCAACAACAUCAACACAAUCAAUCUAGACCACAUGUAG
This is a messenger RNA of Cheilinus undulatus (humphead wrasse), 813 nucleotides long. Its product is annotated as ovarian cancer G-protein coupled receptor 1-like. Lineage: Eukaryota; Metazoa; Chordata; Actinopteri; Labriformes; Labridae. The record is from RefSeq and is a predicted model, not a curated record. Gene Ontology annotation, molecular function: G protein-coupled receptor activity. Gene Ontology annotation, cellular component: membrane. Gene Ontology annotation, biological process: phospholipase C-activating G protein-coupled receptor signaling pathway; positive regulation of Rho protein signal transduction. The transcript has 3 exons. Bases 1 to 813 code for a protein of 270 amino acids.